Messenger RNA from Puccinia triticina, 306 nucleotides. RefSeq lists its product as uncharacterized. Gene Ontology annotation, cellular component: cytosolic small ribosomal subunit. Bases 1 to 306 code for a protein of 101 amino acids. The record is from RefSeq and is a predicted model, not a curated record. The transcript has 4 exons. Gene Ontology annotation, molecular function: structural constituent of ribosome. NCBI's taxonomy places the organism in Eukaryota, Fungi, Basidiomycota, Pucciniomycetes, Pucciniales, Pucciniaceae.
AUGGCCAAAGCAGUCGCUGCAGCCUCAGGCCACAAGGCCGCCAAGAAGAAAAAAUGGUCGAAGGGAAAAGUCAGAGACAAAUCGAACAACCACGUCAUCUGUGACAAGCCUACGUUCGACAAAAUCUUCAAGGAAGUCCCAACCUACAAGAUGAUCUCGCAAUCCGUUUUGAUCGACCGCAUGAAAAUCAACGGGAGUCUUGCACGUGUUGCCAUUCAACAUCUCGAGCGUGAGGGUUUGAUCAAGCGUAUCGUUCAUCAUCGAGGCCAACUUGUCUACACCCGGGCCACCGCUGCAACUGAAUAG